AUGGUUUGUUUCUCUCUCCGCCGUGUCAAUGGCGAUCGAACCUUUACUCCUCAACUCCGCCACCUCCUAACUUAACUAUCCGCCACCACAAUUCAUUAACGCCGCCACAAUCUACCGCCGGACCCCCACCGGAUUCACAUAAUCACUUCAUAAACCCCCCCUUUUUCUGCAAAUCAUAUUCCCCGCCACAAACCGGUUAACCGACCCCUAAAUUUCCUCCACCAUCACAGGGCAAAAUAAUCAGAUAAUUGAUAUUUAGGAGUUAUGCAAAGGCAUCGUAAUCCUGGAAAUGGAUAUAGGUCUAAUCCUAUCGGAAUCGGUGGUGGUGGCGUAGCUGCUGGUGGCCCUGGUUACCAUAACUACAAUCGCGGUGGUUUUGGCCGGGGUCAGCCUAAGGUUUUCCAGUCGGCGACAACGCAACCCCCUCCACCUCGGAGGGUUGAUGUUUUCAUGGAAGCCGGGAAAUUAGCAACCGAGUAUUUAGUUUCAAAAGGUUUACUACCACCAAAUUCGCUUAAUGGGAAAUGGCAAAAUAGUAAUUUGAAGAAUCAGGUCGGUGGUGGUGAUGGUGUUCCUGAUGCAGAUUCCGGCACUGGUGGUGGUCGGAGAAGGUUUCCUGAUGAUAUCAGUAGUGCAACAGGGUCAAGAGAUGGAAUUAGGGCUAGGAGAACAAUGGGAUCUUUUAAAAACCCUGGGUUUGAAUGGAAUCGUGAAUUUAACAACCGGAGUUCUUCGUGGUCUGAAAAGGUUAAACCUUCCACAGAUAAACAAAGGGAUGGUGAUUCCGUUUCUGGAUCCGUUGAAGAACAGAGAUCUGGGAAAGAUGGUGCUAGUGAGGAUCAAAAAUCGGUUUCUGGUGAUUUAGAAUCAAGAAAUUCUGAAGCAGGUAACAUAGAAACAGCCAUUGAUAACAAACCAAACCAAUUAGCCGAUGAUAAUUCGGGUAUCAAGACCCCAAUUUCAGAUGUCGAAUCUGCAGAAAAAAGUGAUGGUUUGAAGAGCCCAAAUACAGAGGAUGUGAUUAUGGAUGAUGUUAAAAAAGAGUCUGAUGAACAGAUUGUUAAAGAAGAACCUGGCCAGGAGAAUAGCACAGAUGAAAAUAACAACACUUCUGCAAAUAAGAUUAGUAGCGAUUUGUUAACACUAAUCAGGUUUAACAAAGUACCCACCAGAACCCGUUCUUCUGUGACACUCAAAGGCUCGAAAAGCGACUCACUUUUGACUUCUGGAGAUGAAAACAAGAACAAAAUCCAGAAUUCUGGAGAACCCGCGAAUUCUUCGCAGGAUGUUUCAGUAGCAGAUGAAAAUCAAGAAUCGAACCAUGAACUGAAGAUAGAAGAAGUCCCAUCUGAAGAAGAGGUUGCACAAAUUGAUCAUAACUACAAGUUUGGAGCUCGAUCUCAAUCUUUUCCUCAAAGAUCCUCCAUUCCAGAUCAAGGAUUUGGCGAAGAACAGCAGGGGUAUAAUAGAUGCAGCUCUGUUGUAUUGGGUAGGGGUGAAAAACGACCAUUGCUUCUCAGUGAUAGCUCGGAAUCGGCCAAGAAGCCGAGGGAUUGGACCUCGGGUGAUGGUUACUUGCAUCUUUCUAAUUCAAGAGGAGACCAAGCAUCAGGAAUCACUCAACCAUGCAAUGUUUUUGCAGAAGAGAAGCAGCUUUUUCCGAGUUCUUUCAAGAUUUGUGACCUCAAUUUAAUGGAAGUUUCUGACGUAAAUGAUAAUCAUGAUACCAGUUCUGUCAUUGGUUUUUCUUCAAUCCGGCAAGCAAAACAAGAGUCGGUGUCGGUCGAUUUUGAUUUGACCAUGAAUAGUAGUUGCGAUAUAAGCGAUAGACAAACUAGGCGCGGACCUGAUGGCAAAGGCGUUGAAGUCAUUGAUUUGGAUUGUGAUUCGGGGCAAGACGACAAGGGUUUCAGUAACUCAGAACGGAGGGAGGAAGCCAUAUUUACAGAUCUUGAGAGCUUUCCGGAUAGCAUGCAGAGGGUUAGCGACAUGCCCCAAGAUGGUUAUGGGCUUAUGAUAUCGGAGUUACUGGAGGCCGACAUUCCUAACUCUACUGUAUCAACUGGUGUUAAUUCUAUGCAUAAUGAAAUGAGCCUUCAGAAUGAAGAGGGGAUUCUUGGCGACGAUGAGUCAAUUUAUAUGUCACUCGGAGAAAUACCGAUAAGUUUUGUGCCAGUUUGGGAUCAGCAGCCAUCACAGGGGUAUGAUAAACGCUACUAGGAUGAUGGAUAUGGCGGACGUCCUCCCGCAAGAUAUGGGUGUGUAAUAUGGUAUGUAACAAAUAAUGCCAUUAUAAUUGGUUUGCUUCAAUCUUGAGAUUAUUAUAUGGUGUAGGAUAGUUCUAAAUACACGACAUUGCUCGUAAUCCUGAUUCGUCAUACGAGAUGAAUGCCUAAUUUGUUCAUGUUUUCGGGUUCUUACCAUGUGUUUGAAUGAAAGUAUAUGUUGUCGAUUCUUUUAAUGAUAUCCGUGAUUCUGUCUAAA
Molecule: messenger RNA, 2484 nt
Organism: Cynara cardunculus var. scolymus (artichoke)
Lineage: Eukaryota; Viridiplantae; Streptophyta; Magnoliopsida; Asterales; Asteraceae
Exons: 5
Coding region: 265-2220 (651 amino acids)
Source: RefSeq, a predicted model, not a curated record